AUGGUGCUUCUAGAACUUCUCCAUUCGUCUGCUUCAGUCCCCCUGUUGGGGGCUCUUGUAGGUCUGCUGGUCCUCUUCUUCUUCUCCUCCAGGAAUCAGGGCCAGGACCAGGUACUGGAGGAGCUGAGCAGCAUGAUCUGGAGUCGGCAGGUCAAGGUAGAGGACAGGAAGAACCUCCCCUACACUGAUGCUGUCAUCCAUGAGACCCAGAGACUGGCCAACGCCCUUCCCAUGUCGCUCCCUCACACCACCAGCCAAGACGUCACCUUCCAAGGCUACUUCAUUAAGCGGGAUGAGACAGAAUGGGAGAGUCCACUCAGCUUUAAUCCUUCCCACUUCCUGGAUGAGGAUGGGAAGUUCGUCAAGAGAGAUGCCUUCCUGCCUUUCUCUGCAGGUCGCAGGGCGUGUGUUGGUGAGAGUCUGGCCAGGAUGGAGCUCUUGCUCUUCUUCACCACCCUCCUUCAACGCUUCCGUUUCACUCCUCCACCUGGAGUGACAGAGGAGGAUCUCGAUCUGACUCCAACAUGGGGCCUCACACUAAAUCCUUCCCCCCACCAGUUGUGUGCUCACAGAAGGGUCGAGGCAGAAAGUUAAUGAUUGUGUGGCUUAAUAUGCAACAA
Molecule: messenger RNA, 620 nt
Organism: Gadus chalcogrammus (walleye pollock)
Lineage: Eukaryota; Metazoa; Chordata; Actinopteri; Gadiformes; Gadidae
Product: cytochrome P450 2K1-like
Exons: 4
Coding region: 1-594 (197 amino acids)
Biological process (GO): xenobiotic metabolic process
Cellular component (GO): intracellular membrane-bounded organelle; cytoplasm
Molecular function (GO): oxidoreductase activity, acting on paired donors, with incorporation or reduction of molecular oxygen, reduced flavin or flavoprotein as one donor, and incorporation of one atom of oxygen; heme binding; iron ion binding
Source: RefSeq, a predicted model, not a curated record